AUGGCUCUAGUCACCUUGUGUAGGAACCUUUGCCAUCUGUGUGACUUUCGCCUCCAUGGGGCCCUAUCCGCUCUGAAGAGUCGGUCUGCGAGUCACACUCACAAGGCAGUGAGGGAGCAUUUGCGGUGGUCAAUUUUAGCCCCACCACCAACCACCUCCUGCAUCCAGUCCCAUCACACAUGUUGUGAACACUUCUGUUCUGAAAACAGCACUGAGCCUCAGCCAAUUGGCCAGCCAGAGUCUCCUCAAAUGCAGGACUGGGAUGGGUUUGAACAGAACACAGAACACAUGGACAAAAUGUUCCACAGGAAGCUAAACAGUUUUACCUCAUCAGAGGAAGUACUGAGUUUUGUAGGCACACUGGAAACACUGUCAGACACAAGGGCAGCAGGCGCUUUACAACGCAUCUGGGAAGUGGAGAAGAAAGAUGAUACUGGGAGGCUGCCAAGAGGAGUCCUGGAAGAUCGUGUCUUUAAGUCUUUAUGCUUCCAGUUCAUACGCCAGUCCCCAGGUCUGACAAACACUGGUUUGGUAACUGCUUUGCAAGCCCUGACCCUGUUACACGUAGAUCCUCAGAGUAGCUUAUUCGAGAACCUGGUGGCAGAAUGCCACAAUCGUCUCCAGAAGGGUGUCCUGGAAGUUCACGAUCUCUGUGUUCUUGGACAAAGUCUGAUUAAACUGCAAGGUCCAAGCAGGAUGCUGCUAGAACUGAUUAUAGGGCAACUGCAAGGGGAAGAAUUGGACAGAUUUUCCCCAGAGGACAUUGUAGCCCUUUAUAGAAUAUUCCAAGCAUGUCCUGAAAAAGUGGACCAACACCAGCCAUUUCUGAAUAAGAUAAAUAGCUUCUCGCUGUCAAUUGUUCCCAGCCUGAGUCCUAAAGCAAUAAGCCAGGUGCUCAGUGUCCUGGUCGCACUUGAUCAAACUCAUGCGCUUCCUCUGGUGAUAAAGUUGGGCAAGUAUGUCGUGAGGCACAUCCCUCGCUUCACUGGUGAAGAGCUGGGCAGUGUCUUGGAGGCGUUCAUAUACUUUGGGUACAACGACAGAUUUUUCACAAAAGCCCUGGAGCACCACAUAGACACUCUCUCUCUUACUCCGAAUCCUGAAGUGGUCAGCCGAAUCACACAGUACUGUAGUAGAAAACGGAUUCUCUCAGAACCCAUCCUGAAUGCAGCAGCAGAAAGCUUUGUUUGCCAGUCUGAAAAAUUUUCACCCUCUCAGAUUUCUGACCUAAUCGAACCAUUUGGCAAACUCAAUUACUUGCCACCAAAUGCCCCUGCUUUCUUUAGGAAGCUAGAAAACAUGAUAUUCACUCACUUCCAUGAUUUCCCACCCAAGAAGCUAUUGAGAAUUCUCCAUUCGUGUUCACUUAUCGAACGCCAUCCAGUCAACUUUAUGGCAAAAAUAUUUAGCCCUUAUUUCCUUCAACAGCUGCAGGGUACAGAGUCCUACCUGGACAGGUUGAGUCUGGCACAGCUGACACAGCUAUUCCUAACCUCUAUCCUGGAAUGCCCCUUCUAUAAGGGCCCCAGACUUCUUCCUAAGUAUCAGGUGAAAUCAUUUCUCACUCCUUGCUGCUCCUUGGAGACCCCUAUGGAUUUUCAACUUUAUAAAUCUGUGAUGACUGGACUGAUUGACCUUCUUGGAGCAAGACAGUAUUUUGCUUCAAAAGUGUUCACACCCUAUUGUUAUACGAUUGAUGUUGAAAUUAAGUUAGAUGCAGAAGGAUUUGUAUUACCAUGUACAGCUGAUGAAGAUAUACACAAAAGGGUAGCGCUCUGUGUCGACGGACCAAGAAGGUUUUGUUUUAACAGCAGCAACUUACUAGGAAAAGAGGCCAUUAAACAGAGACACCUACGGUUGCUUGGUUAUGAAGUUGUUCAGGUAUCAUUUCACCUAUUUCUUUUUUCCCUGAAACCACUCAGUUCCGAGGGAGUUGGCUCGGCUGAUGUAAUGGCUGUUGGGACCACACCUCCCCAACACGUGGGCCCAGCCCCUGGGAGCUGCCGGUGCGGGGCGUGGACAUGCCUGGGAGGCCACGCGGCCGGUGAGUGGUCCCAGGCUGCGCCCUCGCACGCCCGCCCCAGCGCUGCACCCGGCGCUCCGCCCGAUCUGCGGAGGAAGUGGGCCCUCCAGGAAGGGGCCAGCGCAGCGGGGAGGACAGAGCCGCUCCGGGAUCGGAGACGCCGCGCUCCUAGCCGGACCCAGACCCGCUGA
Orycteropus afer afer is the source of this 2214-nucleotide messenger RNA. Lineage: Eukaryota; Metazoa; Chordata; Mammalia; Tubulidentata; Orycteropodidae. The record is from RefSeq and is a predicted model, not a curated record.